Messenger RNA from Rotaria socialis, 2496 nucleotides. Lineage: Eukaryota; Metazoa; Rotifera; Eurotatoria; Philodinida; Philodinidae. The record is from the annotation of a GenBank genome assembly.
AUGUUAUUUACAGCAGUUAUCUCUUUCUUUUCUUAUUUAUUUCCUACUGCUUUAUCUUCUGGAUUUAUUUCAAAUCUUCGCUUAAAAUAUGGCGAAUCGAUUCUGGUAAGUAUACGAUGUUGUGAAAGAUUAACCGAGAAAUUACAAAAAGCGAAAUGUGAUGUCGAAUUUCUUAGGUGUUGUUUAAUUUAUAAUUUAAUGCCUAAUUUUAUUAAUAUUCGUUUAUGGAAGCCAGGUGUAAGAAGAUCAGAACAAUAUAAGUCUUUUCAACGCAAUUGUCUUAUACGUGAAUUUGAAUGUAGACAGAAACAAGCGAGAAAAUUAGAAAAACAAGUUUCAGCUAUUUUAAUAGAAUUAGAAAAACAUCUUUCUUCAAUAGAUUACCUGAAUGUAAAGAAAUUUUUUUAUGAUUCAGCAAGUCGAAUACAUACAAAAGUAAUGAAAACUCAUCAAAAGAAACUCGAAGAAUUAAAUCGAGGUCCUAUUGGACAAAAUUACGAAGAAAUGAAAUUAAAAUUAAUUCAUAAUAUAUCAUCAUAUACUCUUUCAAAGGUAGAAGAAAGAUUAUUAUGUCGUGGCUGGGAUUUUUGCAUAGAGAAUAAAAUAUCUAAUUUUUUAGACUUCGAAACAGAUUUAGAAUUAAAUGCAAUGAAACUACAAUCUCAUUGCCAUCAAACAGUUUUUAGUUCAAUUUGUCGUAAAAUACAUAAUGCUUCACAACAAUUGAUGCACACAUCUAAACAUAAGAAAAUAAGUAAUCUAUCAGAUGAAGAAUUAGCAGCUUUAAAAUCACUAAAAUCUAAUAACAACAUAGUCAUAUGUAAAGCUGAUAAAGGUAAUUGCAUUGUGGUACUAGAUAAAGUAGCAUAUAUGGAAAAAGCUGAAGAUGUAUUAAAAGGAAAACAAUUUGAACCAUUAAAAAAUGAUAAAUUUCAUCGGGAACGAGAAGAAAAAUUGAAUAAAUAUAUUUUCUCAUUAUUUAAACAAGGAGUAAUAGAUAAUAAACUUCGUUAUCAACUACAAUCGACAUGUUCUUCGCUCUCAGUCUUUUAUGGUCUUCCUAAAGCACAUAAAACGGGAUACCCUAUACGUCCUAUAAUAUCAAACAUAGGAAGUUACCAGUAUAAACUAUCAAAAUAUUUAGCUAAAGCAAUUAGAGAUGCACGCCCACAAGCAGAAUCUUAUAUAAAAGAUUCUUUCGAAUUUGUGAAAAGAAUAAAAGAAAUUAUAUUAGAUAAACAACAAAAAACUUAUAUUAUGUGUAGUUUGGACGUAGAAAGUCUAUACACUAAUGUACCGGUUGAAGAAGCAAUUGAAAUAACAUUAAAUUAUAUCUAUAAGCCUAAAAAAUUAAUAGAUGCUCCUUUCGAUAAAGAACAAAUGAGAAUACUUCUUAAUCUAUCAAUAAGAGACGCACCGUUCAGAUUUCAAAAUAAAAUUUAUAAACAAAUAGAUGGAGUCGCUAUGGGUAACCCAUUAGCACCAAUAAUCGCGGAUUUAUGGAUGCAAAAAAUCGAAGAAAAAUUGAAUAGAUACACUACCAGCAAACCGAUGAUUUGGUUAAGAUACGUUGAUGAUAUCUUUUGUGUAUUCACCAUCUCUAAAGAAAAAAUUUUCGAAUUCCACACACGUAUAAAUAAAUGGCAUAAGAACUUACAUUUCACCCUUACGUUGGAAUCUGAUAAUUCUAUCGCAUUUCUUGAUGUUCUAGUUACUCAAAAACAAGAUAAACUAACUACAUCACUGUAUCGUAAACCAACACAUACAGGAUUGUAUAUGUUAUGGGAUAGUAAUCAAAAUCGUCGUUAUAAAUUAGGUCUUACUAAAACACUAGUAAUACGUAUCUACCGAAUUUGUUCAAGUAAAGAAAUUAUAACUCAAGAAUUACAUCUAUUAAGAGCAACACUAACGAACAAUGGAUACCCACCACAUAUAAUAAAAAGAGGUAUAUCUGAAGGAGAGAUACUUAUAAAAACGAUGUCUCAUACGAAGAAAGAUGCAAAUAACAAUAAAAAAGUCAUUUUCUUCACUAUAAAAUAUUAUGGACAAGAAUCCAUUACAUUUGCUUCUCGUGUGAAGAAAUUCUGUCGGAAAUUACUUCCGAACUUAACAAUUCAGUUCGCCUUUAAAAAGCACAUGAGCUUAAAAAGUAUCUUCUUACCAAAACUAAAAGGGAUUGAUGAAGAAAAAAAGAAAAAGAACUUAGUAUAUUCAAUUCCAUGUAUGAAUUGUGAUAAAGUAUAUAUUGGAGAAACAAGUCGAAUGAAAGAAACACGAAUGAAAGAACAUAAAGCUAAUAUACAAAAACUAUCAUCAGACUCUAAACUCGUUGAGCAUAUUUUAAAAUAUAAACAUGAGAUUGAUUUUUCCAACACUCAAAUAUUAGCAUUCGAAAGCGACUGGAAAAAACGUGUAAUUAAAGAGAGCAUCUUAACGAGUAGAACAUUUGGGAAGGCUAUGAAUGAAACAAAACAUAAUAUACAAAUAAUCAGUUAA